GCCUCUCUAGGCGCACUUGCCGUCCUCUCGGUGUCCGCGCGGGGCAGGCGGGAGUGUGGAGCGCCGAGUCUGGCCUGUGUAGGUCCGGUGCUUCCGGACCAAGGUGCCGGAGCAGUUCGAGUAGACCGGGCCGCACGGCUGUUAACCUACCAAAGAAAUUUCUAGACAAAGAAAACAAGGGAAACGUGCUAGACUCAAGGAUGAUGGAUCCAUGUUCAGUUGGAGUCCAGCUUCGGACCACACAAGACUGCCAUAAAACCUUCUAUACUCGGCACACAGGUUUCAAGACUUUGCAGGAACUGUCAUCAAAUGACAUGCUUCUACUUCAGCUUAGGACUGGAAUGACCCUCUCUGGGAAUAAUACAAUUUGUUUUCAUCAUGUAAAAAUUUAUAUUGACAGAUUUGAGGAGUUACAGAAGUCAUGUUGUGACCCGUUUAACAUACACAAAAAGCUAGCCAAAAAGAAUCUGCAUGUAAUUGACUUAGAUGAUGCCACGUUUCUGAGCGCAAAGUUUGGAAGACAGCUGGUACCUGGUUGGAAGCUUUGCCCAAAAUGUACCCAGAUUAUUAAUGGAAGUGUGGAUGUUGAUUCAGAUGAUCGCCAGAGACGGAAACCGGAGUCAGAUGGAAGAACUGCUAAAGCUCUGCGCUCCCUGCAGUUCACAAACCCGGGAAAGCAGACAGAAUUUGCUCCAGAAAGUGGAAAGAGGGAGAAAAGGAAGCUCACCAAGAACUCGAGCGCUGGCUCUGACAGACAAAUUAUUCCAGCAAAGAGUAAAGUCUAUGACAGCCAGGGUCUGCUGAUUUUCAGUGGCAUGGACCUCUGCGACUGCCUUGACGAGGACUGCCUGGGAUGCUUCUACGCCUGCCCCACCUGUGGGUCCACCAAAUGCGGAGCAGAGUGCCGCUGUGACCGCAAGUGGCUGUAUGAGCAAAUAGAGAUUGAAGGAGGAGAAAUAAUCCAUAAUAAACAUGCUGGCAAAGCAUAUGGUCUGUUAUCUCCUUGUCACCCAUAUGAUAUUUUACAAAAGUGAUCACCCAAAUACCUGGCCAGCAAAGAAGUGAGCAGUGAGCAUUGUGGAUGUAAAUUUGGAUCAGUCGUGAAUGGAAUUGUUGACGUCGCUGGUCAUGGGAGUCUUGCUGCCAUUGCUGUUCCGGAGACAGACAUGCCUUGAGGAACCUGAUGCUGGAAGCUGCCCACAUCGCUGAGGAAAGAGGCUGUGGUGAGCAGAAAGAUUGUCCCAGGAAAAGUGAUGGUGAAACCUUCCCAUUCAAGGCUGUUUAUUGUAAAUAGAUAUUUUGCAACACUGGACUGGUCAGAAAAGUUCCUGUUUAGUAUGUUAUUAACAAAACGGACAAAUACUUCAGACUACUUUUGGCAAUAAAAUAAAACUUCAGUUCUGA
Molecule: messenger RNA, 1404 nt
Organism: Alexandromys fortis (reed vole)
Lineage: Eukaryota; Metazoa; Chordata; Mammalia; Rodentia; Cricetidae
Gene: Arl14ep
Product: ADP ribosylation factor like GTPase 14 effector protein
Exons: 5
Coding region: 201-1034 (277 amino acids)
Cellular component (GO): intracellular membrane-bounded organelle
Source: RefSeq, a predicted model, not a curated record